Messenger RNA from Trichobilharzia regenti, 2034 nucleotides. NCBI's taxonomy places the organism in Eukaryota, Metazoa, Platyhelminthes, Trematoda, Strigeidida, Schistosomatidae. The record is from the annotation of a GenBank genome assembly.
AUGAAGAUGUUACAGACUUUAAGUAAUAGUGUAAUCGACUGGAUGCUACCUACAGAUGAUAUUAAAACAGCUUUCAACGAUAUACCAACUGGUCAUACACCAACUAAUGCAUCAGAUGGCAGUUUUCGAGAUUUUUCAAAAUGGGAAAAUUUAAAUACUCCAACACCACUUGACAAAGAGCCUGACAACUAUUUUAUUUAUCCACCGAAUUCAACAAUAAAAACUGAACCAGUCACUGAAGAUGAUCAAAGUUUCCCUACUCGUAGUGUAACGGAAUAUUAUAAUGAUAACAAUUUACAAAUAUUUGGAGUACAAUAUUUAAAACCAUUGACUGAAUGCGAAAAUAACUAUGUGACUCAACCAUCCACACCAUUAGUCUAUUGUAAUUUAGAAUCAUAUUCUGCUUCGUCUACUACGAAUCAAGAGAUUAAAUCUGAAGGACAAAAUGAUAAUUUAUCACUAUUAUCACCUAUUACUCCAGUCCCCAAUUAUAAUACAAAUAUUAUCGUUGAUCAAUGGUCUACUGACACAUCUUUACAUCCGACAAAAUUCACCAUGGAUGAUAUGGAUUCAUCGAUUUAUGCAUGCCAAUAUGAUAAUAACAGUAAUAAUGCUGUAUACACUUCACUGGAAACGCAUAUGCCAUGGACUACUACUACAUAUCAUAACAGUAAUAAUAAUGUAACUCAUAGUAACACUUUCACAACAACAAGUAAUAAUCACAUUAAUGUAAACAACAUGAUCAAUCCUAGAAAUUAUCUGCAUCCAGAAAUUGAUCAUACAUGCUCUACGAGUAUAUCAACAAAUAUCAUCCCCAGGAUAAAUAAUUCAGGAGAAUAUUGUUGUAAAAACGGUAUAUCAAGUGAGUUAUCACUAAUUCAUCAAAAUAAUAAUAAUAAUAAUAAUAAACAGUAUCCAUUAAAAUUAUCUGAUCAACAAAAACCAUUUGUAUGUGGUAUGUUAAAUUGUAAUAAACGUUUUGUUCGAAUCGAUGAACUUAAACGUCAUCAACGUACACAUAGUGAAAUUAAACAGUUUGUAUGUGAUAUAUGUAAGAAAGGAUUUACACGUAGUGAUCAUUUAAUGACACAUCGUCGUACACAUACUGGUGAAAGACCAUAUGAAUGUAAAUUAUGUGAUCGUCGAUUUGCACGUUCAGAUGAACGUAAUCGUCAUACUAAAACACAUAUGCGUGAUAAACCAAGAAGAGGACGUAAACCAAGAAAUGCAAAUAUACUUCCAACUGGUACUACAAUAACAACAGCAACAACAACACCGCCACUACCUAAUACUACUCCUGCUACAGCACCAUCGACGAUUACAUCAUCAACAGUUGUUGUAAAUAACUUUCCUACAUAUAAUGUCCUCCCGUGUUGUUCUAUGAAAAUCGAUUAUCCAUUAGAGUGUAAAAAUAUUCCCGAUGAAAAUAAGAGUAAUAUUGUUUAAUUGUAUAAUCUUAUAAUGCAUAUUAUUUAAUGAAAUAACUCGUACUACUUUAUAUCAUCUUUGUACAGUACCUAGAGUAUGUCUGUCAUCCAUACACACACACAGUCACCGUCACAAAAACUCGAUGUAAGACAAUCUUGAUCUCUUUCUUUUAUUGUAGAUAAUAACUUGAUUCACUUUCUCAUUGUUUACUUUGUUAAAUGUAUCAUUUUUAUCAUUCAUCCCAAAGUAUUUCACCCCGCACGCCUCCCCCCACACCCGGCUACCGCCGCCAGAAGAUUACGUUAUUAUUAUUAUUUUAUUAAUCAGAUUAUCCCUAUUUCUCUUGCUCCCCUCCACCCCCUAUAUGAGAAAUGCCUUCACAUUUGCUUUUGAAAUCCUAAUGAUUUUUCAGUUGAGAAAAAAGAUAUUUAUUUGAAGCAAACACUUGAUUUUCUUUUUAAAAAGAUUAUUAAUAUGAUAUAUGAUAACGCAUUGAGGUGAAAGUACUUCGAAGCGUAUAAAUAAUAAGGUAACUAACUACUUUAUUUAGUAGUGUUGUUUAUAUUUGUAUCUAUUUGUACAACACUAAUUCUGACAAGAAUAACU